CUGGGGAGAUUGGAAAACAGGAGGAACGCCAACACGAUCGGCUCUGUGGCCCGUCAGUCUAGACAGAGCGCCCUGCGAUGGCGUUUGAGUGAGGAUGAAAUCUCUACAUUUCGGCCAGAACUCUGCUGCUUAAGCAUGGGAAAUUAUCCGGGAACGAAGCGAGAGCAAGUAGAAGUUAGCCCAGAAAUGCUUCUGUGUCGACUAAAACGAGCUGCUUACAAAGGUUCGAAGAAAGACUUACGUGAGUUGUUGAAAGCGGGCGCUCCGAUAGAUGGUUGUCAUAAAUACGGCAAGACUGCUUUGCACGAAGCAGUUCGACACGGACAGUACAGAUGUGUGGAAAUACUGUUAAAGCACAAUGCUAAUGUUAAUAUUGCCACCUAUGAUGGCUUGACUCCGAUUCACGAAGCUUCUGAACAAGGAUACGUUGAUUGUUUAGCUGCUUUGCUCGAACAAGGAGCACACGUCAACGCGGCCACACGAAGCAACUGGACUGCUUUACACUAUGCCGCUCGUAAUGGCCAUAUACAAUGUUUAGAAUUACUCUCAAAACACGGAGCCAACGUUAAUGCUACUGCAAAUGGCGGUUGGAGGCCUCUUCAUGUUGCAGUUCGUCAUGGACAUACUGACUGCGUAAAACUACUCUUACAAUACAACGCUGAAGUUGAUCCACCUCCAGUCCCUGCAUGGCGGGUCCUUCAAGUACCAUUACAUCAUGCGGCAGAGUAUGGUCACUUGGCUUGUCUAGAGGCUCUGUUGAGACAAGGUGCAGAUGUAAACUCUGCUACUUCUGAAGGGUGGACAGCCUUACACUCUGCAGCUGUAUAUGGACAUACAUCUUGCGUAGAAGCUUUAAUACGAUAUGGUGCUAACGUAAAUGCUAAAACAAUAUGCUUAACACAAGGAACUUCAUAUGAUGACACACCUCUGCACCUAGCGGCAUGGCAUCACCAUUUUUAUUGUAUUAAGAGACUAGUCCAGGCAAAUGCCAAUUUAUGGACAAAGAAUUGUCUUGGUUUAACACCAGAGAGAUUUAUCACCAGAGACUUACGGUUGCGAGAAUGGCUUGAAAAUGUCCAAAAGCAACCGCGAUCAUUACAGCUUCAAUGUUCUGCAAAAGUUAGAACUUUACUGCAACCAGACAAGACAAAAAAUGCUUUGAAACUACCUCUUCCGACACAUCUGCUUAGACUUGUGCUCUUUGAACAAGAUGUCAAAAUCCUAUAGCAGUAUUUACAAAAGCUGGAAUCGAUAGAUAAGCACAGUAUUUUUGAUGGUAAUUUCAGCUUUAUUGAAAAGACACAAAUUUUAGGAAUCCUCAAGAAUUGAUACUCUGAGAUAUAUUAUUAUUUAUUAGUUAAUAUCGAUUCUUAAUGAUAAGAAGACAAGUAUAUAGCUGCGAGAAUACUGCACAGUGGCUAAAUUUUUUACAGAUAUUUCAACAGUUUAUUUGUCUAACUAAGAAAAAUUUAAAUUCCGUCUAAAAUCAGCUUAUUGAAUUUUAAAUCAUCAUGAAUUAAUUAUCAAAGCUAGUGCAGAGGCAGAUCAAGGGAUUUUAAAUGGGGUUUUAUGUCUAUAACAGUGCUUCUUUUCAAUAGCAUGUGUAAAAUCAUUGUCACAACUAAUUAAGUUUUGGUAGACAUCAAGGUGUUUCCAUGUCAUACCAUAGGCAUUGGUCCUUGAAAACUUCGUGAUUUCUGACAUUGUCAUGGUAACCCUUUGAUUGACAUCCACCAAAACCYUAUUUCAUUUUGAYGGCAAGUCGUACUAUUCUGCGCAUGCCAUUAUAUUAUUGAGAAGCAUCAUAAAUGGUUUCUUWUUCUCAACUUUGAGGGGCAUGCUACAUAAAAAAACAGUAGUUGGUCAUCUCUGACUGCACAUGAAAUUGUCACGUGAAUUGAAAAUCUUAAGAAUGUACCCAUUCAAAUUGCACCUCAAAUUUUAUGCCAGUGAGUAACAAUAGGAACCCAUUCUACGAAGAUUAAAGUAGAGAAAAUUUUGUUUGGUAUUUUUGCAUUUUCUUGAUGAUUGGUAUGUCUCUGAACAAAGGUGUACCCCAUCAACUAUGGAUCUGCCUCUAGCAUUGAUUUUAUUAGAAUUUUGUUUCCUAGACAUUCGCAUUCCAAGAGCUAUUUUGUUGUUAUUUUUGUUAUUAUCUUAUAUGCCAAUUCCGAUACAGUAAUGUGAUUUUCAUGGAUUAAGUCGAGGUUAAAAGUCUCAUCUUAAAAAGCAUGGCAAACAUGUCUGAUUUCUUAACAUUGCCGCCUUAAUUGGUUAUAAAAUGAAUAAUUCAUGCUGUAUUUUGAUAUUGAAAUACACUUUUAGUCACUGGUACUACAACUUCCAUUAAUUUCUACAUAUUUUAUUGAUUUCCCACUUAGCCUCAUUUUGGUGCAAUUUAUUCAUGUUUGCCAUGCUAUAUUGGUAGAUAAAGUAGAGGAGUUUUCGUAUGAAUGGGAAACCUGUGGUACUGGCUUACAACAGAUACACAAAACCAUGUACCAUGGCAUUGAAAUGGCAUUCCAGUGCUUCUUUAAUUCAACAUCUAGCUACAGUAGUUUUACUGUGAGUGGGAAUUUGUAAUCAUGCUGUAGUUGUUGAGAUACAUUGCUUAAGAUAGCAUUAAGUGUCUCACGAUUGGACGAUUUACUAAAAGCAAUGGGAAGCCAUUUCAGUGUAUGUCCUCUAAGUCACCCCCCCACUCAUGUGGCAACUGCUCUAAAAAAUACUAUGCCAUAUUUAUCCAUGACUGUGCAGAUUAGGGUGUUGGUAGAUUGACAUGGAAAUAUUUCUUUGUAUUUCACAAUUUMAAUCAAGUGUAGCUAACAAAACAAUUCCUUUUUAGUCCAAAAUGGUAGCUCAAAAUGGAAUCAUUUGAUAAGUUUGAAUGCAUCUUGAAAAUUUGGUCCUAAAAUAUUUACCCAACAGUGUGGACACUCAAAUCAUUAAUACUGGCAUUCCCUUCUGUGAUAUUUGAAAAUUAUAGAUAACCAUUUAUUAAGGAAAACUUUUGAGGGAAACAUUCUGCAAUCUCUGUCACAUACACAUCCAAAACAAAAUUAAUKAUACCAAAUUAAGAAAAAGGUGACYCUCUUCUUCAUGGUUUAAGUGUCCACUGCUGCUUGAGUCAUCUGUAGGACAAAUUAUAUAAGCAUGUCGAGGGUACAUGAGUUUAUAUGUAUGUGAAGAAUAUUAUAUAUUUCUGGCGCCGUAGCAAAAAUGGUACAGAAUUUGGGCUAGAGAAUAAUURUAAUUGUGUAUUUUACACUUUUAAUGUACAAAGUCUUUAUAUGAGUGACUUAUACUCGCUAAACACUAUCAAAUACAGUAUUCAAUAUCUA
Messenger RNA from Actinia tenebrosa (Australian red waratah sea anemone), 3341 nucleotides. RefSeq lists its product as uncharacterized. Gene Ontology annotation, cellular component: T-tubule; cilium. Lineage: Eukaryota; Metazoa; Cnidaria; Anthozoa; Actiniaria; Actiniidae. The record is from RefSeq and is a predicted model, not a curated record. Gene Ontology annotation, molecular function: protein binding. Gene Ontology annotation, biological process: regulation of cardiac muscle contraction; protein localization to ciliary inversin compartment; protein localization to T-tubule.